This is a messenger RNA of Cygnus atratus (black swan), 582 nucleotides long. Its product is annotated as olfactory receptor 14C36-like. The annotation marks the transcript as partial. The record is from RefSeq and is a predicted model, not a curated record. Gene Ontology annotation, molecular function: olfactory receptor activity. Lineage: Eukaryota; Metazoa; Chordata; Aves; Anseriformes; Anatidae. Gene Ontology annotation, cellular component: membrane. The transcript has a single exon. Gene Ontology annotation, biological process: G protein-coupled receptor signaling pathway.
AUGGCCUAUGACCGCUAUGUGGCCAUCUGCAAGCCCCUGCACUACGGGACCCUCCUGGGCACCAGAGCCUGUACCAGCAUGGCAGCAGCUGCCUGGGGCAGUGGCUUUCUCAAUGCUCUCAUGGAAACCGCCAAUACAUUUUCACUGCCUCUCUGCCAAGGCAAUGCCCUCAACCAGUUCUUCUGUGAAAUCCCACAGAUCCUCAAGCUUUCCUGCUCAAACUCCUACCCAAGGGAAGUAGGGCUUCUUGUGGUUAGUGCCUUUUUUGGUAUUGGAUGCUUUUCUUUUAUUGCUCUAUCCUACAUACAGAUCUUCAGAGCUGUGCUGAGGAUCCCCUCGCAGCAGGGACGGCACAAAGCCUUUUCCACGUGCCUCCCUCACCUGGCUUCCAUCUCCCUGUUUCUCAGCACACUCAUGUUUGCCUACCUGAAGCCCCCCUCUGUGUCCUUCCCAUUCCUGGACCUGGUGGUUUCGUUUCUGUACACGGUGAUACCUCCAGCAUUGAAUCCACUAAUCUACAGCAUGAGGAACCAGGAGCUCAAAGUUGCACUCAGGAAAUUAAUGACUAGAUGUGUUUCAAAA